Messenger RNA from Boeremia exigua, 1140 nucleotides. RefSeq names its product PLC-like phosphodiesterase. The record is from RefSeq and is a predicted model, not a curated record. The transcript has a single exon. NCBI's taxonomy places the organism in Eukaryota, Fungi, Ascomycota, Dothideomycetes, Pleosporales, Didymellaceae. Gene Ontology annotation, molecular function: glycerophosphodiester phosphodiesterase activity. Gene Ontology annotation, biological process: lipid metabolic process. The coding region runs from base 1 to 1140 and encodes 379 amino acids.
AUGACCGAAGGUCCACUGAAGCAGAAGCUUCAGUCAUGUGAGAACAAACCAGUCACUAUCAAUCAGUUCUCGAUCGGUCACCGUGGCGGCGGCACACUUCAGAUCCCCGAAGAAACCAAGCAAUCUCAAGACGCGGGAGCUCGGAUGGGUGCUGGUGUCCUGGAGUGUGAUGUAUCAUUCACUGGCGAUCGUGGGCUUGUAUGUCGCCACUCGCUCUGCGACCUACAUACCACCACCGAUAUCCUUCUUCACCCUGAAUUGGCGAGCAAGUGCACAAAACCCUUCACCCCUGCAAAUGGAACAUCCCCCGCCAGUGCCCUUUGCUGCACUUCAGAUAUUACUAUCGCUGAGUUCGGCACUCUCUGCGGCAAGCAGGAUGGCUUUAAUGCGUCCGCCCUCACGCCUCAGGACUACCAAUUCGGCACUCCAACUUGGCGAACAGAACUUUACGAUACCUGCGGCAAGGUGCUGACGUUAAACGAGUACAUCGACCUCGUCAAUGACUACCCCGGUUAUCGCAACUUCACACCGGAACUGAAAACGCCUCCAGCAGAGGUUCCCAUGCCUUUCAAUGGCUACACUCAGCAACAAUACGCUCAGGACAUGGUUGAUGCUUUCCGCAACAAGUCCAUUGAUUUCAGCCGCAUUUGGCCUCAAUCAUUCACCUACGACGACAUUGUAUUCUGGCUCAAUUAUGACCACGACUUCGGCAAGCAAGCCGUUUAUCUCGUCGAGUACGACACACCCGAAGACAUCGCGGCCGGUACUGCUAACCUUACCGUUGCCAAAGCCGCUGGUGUCAACAUCAUCAGCCCCUCUCUGCCUAUGUUGCUCACCGUCGGCGAAAACAAAACGAUCGUGCCUUCUGCGUAUGCCGAAGCUGUCAAGGCUGCUGGUUUCGACAUCAUUGCCUGGACGUAUGAGCGCUCGGGGCCUCUAUCAACGGUCAAGAGCCGUGGUGAGUACUACUUCGGAUCUAUUGCGAAUGUCACGUACUUCGAUGGGCAGUACUACGAUAUCCUCGAUGUGCUUGUGAACCAGGUUGGGAUCAAGGGUCUAUUCAGUGAUUGGUCGUCUACGGUGACGUACUUUGCUAAUUGCUUUGGACUUAAGGGACCUAUUGGCGGUAGCUACACAUAA